This is a messenger RNA of Cladocopium goreaui, 1296 nucleotides long. The record is from the annotation of a GenBank genome assembly. Lineage: Eukaryota; Dinophyceae; Suessiales; Symbiodiniaceae.
AUGACAAAACCGGUAGCGUUGCGCGCAGCCAUGACAAGGGCAAUGUCACAGGAGCGCACGCGCUCGCGCACGCGCGAGCAGCUGCGAGGCUGGUCACCAAGGAAGGCCAAGGAUGUUAGUAGCUCCACAGACUCCAGGAGAAGUGCAACCAGUCGGAGUUCCUCCAAAGAAAGCAAGGAGGAUGAGAUUAUCCACUACGACUGGGCAGCAGGACAAGUCUUGAAUGCAAGGUACCGCCUGGAAUCCUUAUCCGGGGAUGGGACCUUUGGACGAGUCUGUUUGGCCACUGAUCUGGUGGACAGAAGGGAGGUGGCCAUCAAGAUCAUUCGCGACGUGCGAAGAUACCAAGAGAAUGCGAAGGUUGAAGCGAAGAUCUUGGCUGAAGUGGCCAGAGAGGAUCAUCGGGGGAAGUACCACUGCUGCUUGAUGUUCGACACCUUCACGCAUGACUCGAGGUUUUUUUGCCUGGUCUUUGAGCCGUUGGGAAGUUCGCUGUAUGACGUCAUCAAGAAGAACCACUUCAGAGGGCUCUGGCUUUCAGAUGUCCAGAGGGUGGCCAAGCAAUCGCUAAAGGCGCUGAAGUUUCUGCAUGGUCGUCUUCAGCUCACUCACACGGACCUGAAGGCAGAGAACAUUUUGUUCGUCGAGCGCGGGGCAGGUAUUGUGAGCUACUUUCCGCGCGAGGACUUCUGGGAAGCUUCCACGGGGAACAACGCGCGAGGUCAUCCCUACUAUAGGCCUACCAGGGCCGACAUUAAGCUGAUUGACUUCGGGAAUGCCACUUUCGCGAAUGAGCACCAUAGUUCCAUCAUCAACACCAGACAGUACCGAGGACCUGAGGUCGUUAUGGAACUGGGCUGGGAUCACAAAUCUGACAUUUGGAGCAUCGGCUGCAUCCUCAUGGAACUGUACACAGGAGAAUUGUUGUUCGGCACACAUGACAAUUUGGAGCACCUGGCACUGAUGGAGAAGAUCCUGCGCGCCAGACUGCCCCAAGACAUGUUGCUACGGACGACGUCAGAGGUGCGACGCAACUAUUUGAGAUGGAAGAAUCCGCACCAUGGAGGGGAACUGGAAUUGAACUGGCCCGGAGGAGCAUCGUGUUCAUCUGAGAGCCAUGUCGCCAUGCAAAAGAAGCUCCCAGAACUGGUUCGACGCCGAAGGGUGGAUGAGCAGCUCAUGGAUUUCGUGCAAAAGCUCCUUGAAUUCCGACCCAGCAACAGACCAUCAGCGGAAGGGGCGUUAAGUCACGACUUUCUGAGUCUGAAAAUUGACGACUCAGAUGAGCGCAUAUGA